This is a messenger RNA of Alosa alosa (allis shad), 2006 nucleotides long. RefSeq names its product prepronociceptin b (gene pnocb). The record is from RefSeq and is a predicted model, not a curated record. Gene Ontology annotation, molecular function: opioid receptor binding. Gene Ontology annotation, cellular component: dendrite; axon terminus; neuronal cell body. The transcript is spliced from 3 exons. Lineage: Eukaryota; Metazoa; Chordata; Actinopteri; Clupeiformes; Clupeidae. Gene Ontology annotation, biological process: neuropeptide signaling pathway; sensory perception; chemical synaptic transmission. Bases 220 to 1002 code for a protein of 260 amino acids.
CCCAGAGGAGAGAGAGAGAGAGAGACGGAGCAGAGCCACCCCUGCCACAAGAGAACAUCAUAUACAAGGCAUACACUGAAGAUACACUGGGAGUGCUUAUUUCUACUGCUGUCAUAGACGUCUGGCCCCUCAGCCUCUGCGCGCGUGUUAGUCCUCCCAUCCCUGCCACGUCAUCGCUGUCGUCGUUGUUGUCGUCUUCGCUAUUCGUUCCUGUGAGCCAUGAAGACCCCUCUCUGGACCCUGUUACUGCUGAGCCUGGGCGCCCCGGUGCGGGGAGACUGCCAGAGGGACUGCGUCUCCUGUGGACUCCUACUUCCUGAGCACCAGGCCUUCAGCACACUGGUGUGUUUGCUGGAAUGUGAGGCCCAGAUGUCCCCUGCACUGACCUGGGAUCUGUGUCAAGCCACCGUGAGCCAGAUGCCUGCUUCUCGCCAGCUACACGAAGGGGCCAUGACCAAUCGAGAUGACUAUGGUGGCCCUAUGAGCCUAGAGGAGGGCGAAGAAGAGGAGAUCAACCAAGAGGAAGAACAACAGCAGGAGCAGCAGCAGCAGCCGGCCAUGGAGACCCGGGCUGCCGAGUGGUUCCGAUCCGCACUUGAAGCCGAGCAGGUCCGGGAUGCUCUGGUGAAUGAGGAGGAGGACGAGGAGCGGGAUCGGGAUCGGGACGGCAAAGCAUCGCCGGACCGCCAGGGAGUGGCAGGCUCUGACCUGGAGGCGGCUAGCCUCCAUCUGGCCAAGCGCUUUGGUGGCUUCAUAAAGGGCCGCCACAGCUACCGGAAGCUGGUGGGUCGGGACCUGCCGGCGCCGCUGAGCCCAGAGGCCGACGGCCGGUCGCUGCAGAAGCGCUACGGCGGCUUCAUCGGCAUCCGAAAGUCGGCGCGCAAGUGGAACAGCCAGAAGCGCGUCAGCCAGCUCCUGCGACAGUACUUGAGCCUCACGGGCCGCCCUGUCCGCUUCAACAACCUCUCCGCACCUGGCCUGCGCCGGCCAAUUGACCUGUAGGCCGCCACGCGCCCCACCUGAGCCCCAGUCCACCGACCUUAACAUGACCCUUCCCACUCGUCAUACCUCAAUUCCAUGCUGUUCUGGCAGCAUCCAUGCUAAUGGUCCCAUUGUCCCCUCACACCGCGCAUAGUGCCGCAAAGAAACAAAAUAAAAAUGGAAGAACACAUGGAUGUGGGGAAAAGCCUGACCAUUUUAAUGUUAAAAAAUAACCAAGGAAUGUUCUCUUUUAGUUUCUUUACUACUGAUAUUUUCAUGUUAGUUUUCAGUGUUUUCUUGCUGUGAAAAUCCAGAAAUAGGAACCCAAGCAUGCAAGUCCUUUUUUUAUGAGAUUACAUUGAGGCUCAAUCAUUUUCUUAUUCAUUUUCUCAUUCAUUUUUUAUUCCCUGAGGUCAAGGCGUUGUUAUGGAUAUCUACAAAGAGUAACAAGCUGGUGUAUCAGACAUCGCACUUUAAUCUUUGGUUGUAGUUGUAAGUCUGCACGUAACCGUUUGCAUUGGUUUUCGUUCGUUUUCGUUUUCGUUCAUAUAAAUUACAAGCACUUUGGCUGAGUUAUUUUCAACCAAUGAAUGUGUGUGUGUGUGUGUGUGUGUGUGUGUGUGUGUGUGUGCAUGUGUGUGGUGUGUAUGUACAUGCUUGUGUGUCUAAGUGUUUCUGUGAGUAUGUACGCUGUGUGAAAAUAAAGUCAUCUGUGUUCGUCUGGGUUUACAUGUCAGUGAUGGUGUAAGCUGGUGAGCUCUCCUCCAAUAAUGUUUGGCUUCCUUGGGUAAUACUGCCCUCUAGAGCUCAUUUACCAAGCGGCAACCUAGUUUCUGCAGUGAUACUGGAAUGUCUGGACUGGCAAAUAAAACUGAAUUAUUGGAUUUUGCAUGCAAGCAGUCAAUCUGAGUUAUAUGCACAAUCACAACUGUUGUGCUUUUAACAUCAUACUGUUAUAGCUCAUAGCAGACUGAAUAAUGUUGUAAAAAAAAAAAAACACCGCCCUGGGCAGUAUUCCGCACUGA